AUGCCCUCCAUUUUCGCCUGGCUUCGGCGGGUCUACUCGCUAGACACACUUGACACCCGUUUCACCUCCUCAAACCCUGCCCAAGACACACGAGGUGCCUCCAAAGAUGCCCGCGCCAAUGCAAUCACCCAGGGCGCGUCACCUUCACUUUGGCGCACACCAGAAUUCUUUGUCUACUACUUGUUCUUUAUUGUGCUUGUCCCAUUGAUGUUCAAGACUGUCAUCGAUGUCUCAAAGGAAAGCCACCCAAGCUAUUCCACAUACUCUCAUCUUUUAUCAUCCGGUUGGAUCCCUGGUCGUCAGGUGGACAACUCCGAUUCGCAAUAUGAAGGUUUCCGCGACAAGAUCCAUUUACUUCUGCUACUCCUGAUCGCCCAUCCUUUGGCUCGCCGUGUUUAUCAGUCGUUCACGACUCGCUCGAAUGUGGAAACGAAACAGUUGAGCCAUUCCGUGAAUGGUGCGGCCGAAGCGCAACUUGAACAGCGAAUGCGCUUCGACUUUUGGUUCGGAUUGAUCUUCAUAACAGCACUUCAUGGAGUAUCCGCUCUCAAAGUGUUGUCGAUUCUGUAUAUCAACUUCCGAAUCGGCAAGGUUGUUCCUCGUUCCUACGUGCCUGCCGCCACAUGGAUCUUCAACAUCUCCGUCUUGUUUGCCAACGAAUUAAGCGGUGGUUACUCUUUCGAGCGGAUAGUGAAGGUUUUCGCUCCCGGGUCUGGGACAUUAGAAGAUAGUGCCACAGGGCUAGUCCAAUGGGCUCAGACUCUAGAUGAUCUUGGGGGACUGAUGCCGCGAUGGGAGAUCUUUUUCAAAGUCACAGUGUUGCGCCUCAUUAGCUUCAACAUGGAUCGCCACUGGAGUGCAGACUACCCCGCGGCAAGCCCAAUUGAAAAGAAGCAACUAGACCCUGCAACCCUCUCUGACCGUGAUCGGGUCAAGAUCCCGGCAGAAGCAACCGCUUUUACAUUCCGCAACUACAUCGCCUAUGUGCUCUACGCACCUUUGUAUGUGGCCGGUCCAAUAUUGACAUUCAACGACUAUGUAUCUCAACAGCGAUAUACAUCGGCGUCGCUCACUCGAGCUCGCAUCAUGAUGUACGCCGUCCGCUUUGGCCUCACCCUGCUCUGCAUGGAGCUUAUCCUCCACUACAUUUAUGCGGUAGCAAUCUCGAAAGCUGACCCAGACUGGUCCGUCUUCACUCCGGGGCAACUGAGUAUGCUCGCGUUCUUCAACCUGCACAUAAUCUGGCUGAAACUCCUCAUCCCCUGGCGGUUCUUCCGUCUCUGGGCCCUCGUAGACGGGAUUGAUCCACCGGAAAACAUGGUCCGCUGCAUGUCCAACAACUACUCUGCCCUCGCCUUUUGGCGCGGUUGGCACCGCUCCUACAACCGCUGGAUCGUCCGCUACAUCUACAUCCCGCUCGGCGGUGGUCGUGGUGGUGGUGGACGUCGGCCACCCGGAGCACCCAAACCAGCUUCAUCUCCUUGGUCCAACUUCAUGGGCAAGUUCCUCCAAAUCCGCAACUUCCUGCUGGUCUUCACCUUCGUUGCCUUAUGGCACGAUAUCAACCUCCGCUUGCUCAUGUGGGGCUGGCUUGUUACUCUCUUCGUUCUACCAGAAGUUUUGGGAGGCAUGUUUUUCCCGGCCCAUCGCUGGCGCUCUCGUCCCACUACGUAUCGUGUCCUCUGCGGCAUUGGCUCCGUUGGGAACGUCCUCAUGAUGAUGAUCGCAAACUUGGUCGGCUUUGCGUUGGGUAUCGAUGGAUUAAAGGAUCUGCUUGCCAGUCUAACAGGCUCAUACUCUGGCCUAGCAUACAUGGUUUCCUGCUGCGUAGUACUUUUCGUCGGCGUGCAGGUUAUGUUUGAGGUUCGCGAAGACGAGCUCCGCGCGGGCAUCAACCUGAAAUGUUGA
Penicillium robsamsonii is the source of this 1908-nucleotide messenger RNA. Its product is annotated as putative glycerol:H+ symporter (Gup1). The record is from RefSeq and is a predicted model, not a curated record. Bases 1 to 1908 code for a protein of 635 amino acids. The transcript has 4 exons. Gene Ontology annotation, biological process: GPI anchor biosynthetic process. NCBI's taxonomy places the organism in Eukaryota, Fungi, Ascomycota, Eurotiomycetes, Eurotiales, Aspergillaceae. Gene Ontology annotation, cellular component: endoplasmic reticulum.